Messenger RNA from Daktulosphaira vitifoliae (grape phylloxera), 681 nucleotides. RefSeq lists its product as uncharacterized. Lineage: Eukaryota; Metazoa; Arthropoda; Insecta; Hemiptera; Phylloxeridae. The transcript is spliced from 2 exons. The record is from RefSeq and is a predicted model, not a curated record. Bases 1 to 681 code for a protein of 226 amino acids.
AUGUCCUUUUACCGAACUCGUGAAAUGAUAAGUCACAAUUACUGUCUUGACAGAGUACAGUUAAAACGUGUCUCUCAAGUAAAUGACUUGGGUAUUGUUUUUGUUCCUUCGCUAGACUCUAGACCACAUAUUGACUUCAUAGUUGGUAAAGCUCUGCGUGUGUUAGGAUUUAUUCGUCGUAAUUCUUCAAAUUUCAAAUCUCGUAAUUGUUUAGUUGCUUUAUAUAGUUCUCUUGUUAGAUCGACUUUAGAAUAUGGAACAUUGAUAUGGUUACCCUACACAGCAGUUGACAAACGCCAAAUUACAAAGGUUCAAAAUAGAUUUCUAGGUUUCGCUGGUUAUACCCUUAAUAUUGCGCACCCAGCCCAUGAUUACGGUCCAAUAAAUGAAUUUCUUAAUCUUGAAUCCUUAGAAUUUAGACGUGUAAAAUUCGGUAAAUAUUUUAUCGAUAGAUUAUUAAAUGGUGAUAUUGAUGCCCCACGUUUAUUAGAACGACUUGAUAUUCUUGUACCCUGUAAUACUAGGUUUCAGUGUCAAUUUUAUUUACCUCUAAGCAGCUCCAAUUUUGCUAAAAAUGCACCCUUAAUUAAGCUUAUGCAAAAAUAUGAGGUGGUCGUGCAACCACUUCUGGAUGAUUUGGCAUGGAUUGACCCUAAUGCCAAAAAUACCAAACGAAAAUAA